Molecule: messenger RNA, 906 nt
Organism: Protopolystoma xenopodis
Lineage: Eukaryota; Metazoa; Platyhelminthes; Monogenea; Polystomatidea; Polystomatidae
Source: the annotation of a GenBank genome assembly
AUGCCUAACAAGGGGCAGCCUUCGAAGGCAGGUUACUGGUAUUUUGGUGGAGUAGCAAGUGCCAUGGCGGCGGCCUGUACUCACCCCCUCGAUCUGAUUAAAGUCCACCUUCAAACUCAGCAAAAGAGGGAGCUGGGUAUGAUUAGUAUGGGCAUACGCGUUUUCAAAAAUGAUGGCCUCUUUGCUCUAUAUAAUGGGCUUAGCGCUUCUGUUCUCAGACAACUGACGUACUCUAUGACACGUUUUGGAUUGUAUGAAAGUUAUAAAAAUAGCAAGGGCGUUUCAAAGAUGUCAUUUGCUGAAAGUGCCGGAGUCUCUAUGGCAUCUGGGUUUGUCGGGGGUAUAAAUGCAGAACGACAUGAAGGUAUCCGCAGCCCAAAGACGCAAGUAUGCCUUUUAAACAUAUUUUCGGGAAUCGAGAUAUUUCUGAUUGAAAUGUGCACAUUCAUUAUUUACAGUUACAAGCAUGCCAUUGACGGCCUCAUCCGCGUUGCCAGGGAAGAAGGUGCUGUCAAACUGUUUAACGGAGUGACUAUGACAUCUACCAGGGCUGCUUUCAUGACAUUUGGCCAGCUCGCUUUCUAUGAUAAAUUUAAGCAAGUUAUGAUCUUAUCAGGAUAUUUUCAUGACAAUCCAGUCACUCAUGUCUUGGCGAGUGUCAGCGCUGCUGGUAUAGCAACUUGUAUGACCCAACCCUUUGAUGUGAUGAAGACGAGAUUGAUGAACGCUCCUCCAGGCACUUAUUCGGGCUUAGCCAGUUGUGGCCUUGGUUUAAUAAAAGCGGGUGGCCCGCUGGCUUUCUUUAAAGGCCUUGUGCCAGCCUUCAUCCGACUCGGUCCUCACACGGUGCUAACUUUCGUAUUUCUUGAACAGCUCAAACAGAAUUUUGGAUAUAUACCAACUUAA